Messenger RNA from Drosophila obscura, 2664 nucleotides. RefSeq names its product cytosolic purine 5'-nucleotidase (gene Nt5b). The coding region runs from base 434 to 2314 and encodes 626 amino acids. The record is from RefSeq and is a predicted model, not a curated record. The transcript has 7 exons. Gene Ontology annotation, molecular function: 5'-nucleotidase activity. NCBI's taxonomy places the organism in Eukaryota, Metazoa, Arthropoda, Insecta, Diptera, Drosophilidae.
AUUCGAACGUUGACCGAAAUUGUUCGCUUUGCCGAAACGCCCCAUAAAGAGAUCGAGAUAUUGUUUUUCCUUUUUUUGUUUCUGUUAUUACUGGAAUUGCUCCGAUCGUGGUUCGGUCUGUGAUAAGCCGACGCCGGACGCCGGACAGUGGGGAAAACUCUGCUACGCACGAGAUCAUUCCAAGCCUCUCUUCUCCUCUUGCUCUUGCUCUUGCUCUCUCUCUCUCUCUCUCACUCACUUUUCCGUUUGUGUCGUCGCGACGUCCACCACCUGAUAAGAUCGCUUUAUCGCUCUUUAUCACGUCUGCCUGCCGUCUGUAUUCGCGGACUCUCCACCCACACGCUCUCCUGCUCUCGUAUCAGCAGCAGAAGCAGCGACGCCGCGCCGCAUUUUUGGCAUUCUUCUUGAGCACUUCCUGCUCCUCCGUCGGAAAAUGCCGCAGCCGAAGCAGCCGAAUCUACCAAAGCAGCAGAAACAUUCCAGCUCCACAAUUUCCACACGGGAACGGGAGCGGGAGCGGACACAGACCAUCGGGGAGACGGACAUGGAUCAGUCGGUGUUGAAUGGACUGGCGACGAUGAGCCUCGAUGGGGUCGCCAGUUUCCAUGGCCACAAGCGUGAGCUGGGUCACAGAGUAUUCGUGAACAGAUCCCUGCAUCUGGAGAACAUCAAGUACUAUGGCUUUGACAUGGACUACACACUGGCGGAGUACAAGUCGCCGCAGUACGAGCAGCUGGGCUUCAAUCUGGUCAAAGAGCGGCUCGUUUCGAUGGGAUAUCCCAAGGAGAUACUGCAGUUUGAGUACGAUCCCACGUUCCCCGUGCGCGGCCUCUGGUUUGACACGCUCUACGGCAAUCUGCUGAAGGUCGAUGCCUACGGCAACAUCUUGGUCUGUGUGCAUGGCUUUGAGUUCAUCAAGCACCACCAGGUGUACGAGCUGUAUCCGAACAAGUUUCUCAAACUGGACGAGUCGCGUGUCUAUGUGCUGAACACACUCUUCAAUCUGCCGGAGACCUAUCUGCUCGCCUGUCUCACCGACUUCUUUAACAACAGCAACGAAUUUGUGCGCGUUGAGCGCGGCAUCAAAGCUGGUGAUUUCCUUUUCACGUACAAGUCCAUUUUCCAGGACGUGCGUCGUGCCGUCGACUGGGUGCAUUCCGAUGGUGACCUCAAGCGUCGAACCACUCAGAACAUGGCUCACUAUGUGAAGAAGGACGAACGGCUGCCAACGGUCCUCUCACGCAUUCGGGAGUCCGGAGCGAAGCUCUUCAUGCUCACCAACAGCGACUACACGUACACCAACGAGAUCAUGUCGUACCUGUUCGACUUCCCGCACGGCGCCACUCCGGCGGAGCCGCACAGGGACUGGAAGAGCUACUUCGAUGUGAUCGUGGUGGAUGCCCGCAAGCCGCUCUUCUUCGACGAGGGCACCGUGCUGCGGCAGGUGGACACGAAGACGGGGGGCCUCAAGAUCGGCACACACAUUGGGCCGCUGCAGCCGGGGCAGGUGUACUCGGGCGGAUCGUGCGAGCUGUUCACCAAGUUCAUCAACGCCAAGGGCAAGGACGUGCUCUACGUGGGCGAUCACAUCUUCGGGGACAUACUCAAGUCGAAGAAGAUCCGCGGCUGGCGCACCUUCCUCAUUGUGCCGGAGCUGGUGCGGGAGCUGCACGUGUGGACGGACGAGUGCCAGCUGUUCGCGGAGCUGCAGAACUUGGACAUCAAGCUGGGCGACCUCUAUCGCGACCUCGACUCGAGUGCCAAAGAGAAGCCGGACAUCUCGCAGCUGCGCACGUGCAUACGGGACGUGACCCACAAGAUGGACAUGUCGUACGGCAUGAUGGGGUCGCUCUUCCGCUCUGGCUCCCGCCAGACCUUCUUCUCCAGCCAGGUGGUGCGGUACGCCGAUGUCUAUGCCGCCACCCUGCUCAACCUCAUCUACUACCCGUUCUCGUACAUGUUCCGCGCCCCCGCCAUGCUGCUGCCCCACGAGUCGACGGUGGCCCACGACCAGGCCCACCAGCCGCCGCCCUCAGCUCCAUCCAUUGAGGAGGCACCGCGCUGCGCCUCCGGCAGUGACGUCAUCAGGGAAGCCAUCAAGGAUCAAGCCGCCAAGGAUGCCAAGGAUGCCAAGGAUCUGCAUCGUGCUAGCUCCAUUGUCCACACACGCCCCUCGACACCCACUGUGGUGACUCACACCCACGACGAGGACUACUCCGAGGAGGAGGAGAUCCCCAGCGGCGGCGAAUCAUCGUCCACGGAGCAGCAGCAGCAGCAGCAGCCCCAGCAGCUACGCGACGUCGCCGAUAACUAGGAUGAGGGCGCCUCCUACCGCUCCUCUGAACCCAACUGCAGUUUGUAGAUCAACGAAUUUUCUUCUCAAAAGUUCUCCAUUAUCCCCAUAAUAUCCCCUCCAAGUCCCCAAUCCCCCCCCAAUCCAAAACUAAAGCAGAAGCAAUUAUUGCGAAACGUACGAUUUUCCCUGGCGAUUUUACCGCGAGCACAGAUAUGUGAAACUAUAUACCAUACAGAUAUGAUAUAUAUAUAUAUAUGAUAUGAUAUGAUAUAUGAUAUACAUUAUACAUUAGCUGGUUCCAUUAAUACAUAUAAUGUGUCUUUUUUUUUUAAUUAAUUAAACAACAAAAUUGCUGUAAUUGAAGGGCA